Molecule: messenger RNA, 2950 nt
Organism: Euleptes europaea (tarantolino)
Lineage: Eukaryota; Metazoa; Chordata; Lepidosauria; Squamata; Sphaerodactylidae
Gene: AARS1
Product: alanyl-tRNA synthetase 1
Exons: 20
Coding region: 20-2923 (967 amino acids)
Biological process (GO): alanyl-tRNA aminoacylation; tRNA modification
Cellular component (GO): mitochondrion; cytoplasm
Molecular function (GO): nucleic acid binding; alanine-tRNA ligase activity; amino acid binding
Source: RefSeq, a predicted model, not a curated record
GCUGAGUGGUGCUCUGAAGAUGGAGGCUUUAACAGCCAGCCAGAUCCGUGAAAGGUUCAUCAACUUUUUCGUGGAGAACCGGCACACGUAUGUGCACUCUUCUGCCACCAUCCCUCUGGAUGACCCCACUCUGCUGUUUGCCAACGCUGGCAUGAAUCAGUUCAAACCCAUCUUCCUCAACACUAUUGACCCCUCCCACCCCAUGGCAAAGCUGACGAGAGCAGCCAACACGCAGAAGUGCAUUCGGGCUGGCGGGAAACACAAUGACCUGGAUGACGUUGGCAAGGAUGUCUACCACCACACUUUCUUUGAGAUGCUGGGCUCCUGGUCUUUUGGCGAUUACUUCAAGGAACUGGCUUGCAAAUUUGCUUUGGACCUGCUCACCAGGGAAUUCGGCAUCCCCAUCGAGAGGCUUUAUGUCACAUACUUUGGAGGACACGAGGCAGCUGGCUUGCAGCCAGAUUUGGAAUGCAAACAAAUCUGGCUAGAUCUAGGCCUGGCAGAGAGCAAGAUCCUCCCAGGCAGCAUGAAGGAUAACUUCUGGGAAAUGGGAGACACGGGGCCUUGCGGGCCUUGCAGCGAGAUCCAUUACGACCGGAUCGGGGACCGAGACGCUGCGCAUCUUGUCAAUCAGGAUGAUCCUAAUGUGCUGGAGAUCUGGAACCUGGUGUUCAUACAGUUCAACAGGGAGUCCGACGGGAUCCUGAAGCCUCUUCCCAAGAAGAGUAUUGACACUGGGAUGGGUCUGGAGAGGCUGGUGUCUGUGCUGCAGAACAAGAUGUCCAACUAUGACACGGAUCUCUUUGUGCCCUACUUUGAGGCUAUCCAGAAGGGUACAGGUUGCAGGCCGUACUCCGGGAAGGUUGGUGAGGAGGAUGCCGACGGCAUCGAUAUGGCAUAUCGCGUCCUGGCUGACCAUGCCCGGACCAUCACGAUAGCCCUUUCAGAUGGCGGCAGGCCCGAUAACACCGGCAGGGGCUACGUUCUGAGGCGCAUCCUUCGCCGUGCAGUGCGCUAUGCUCAUGAGAAGCUGAACGCCCGCAAAGGGUUCUUCGCAACCUUGGUUGACGUGGUGGUAGAGUCACUGGGCGGUGCCUUCCCUGAACUGAAGAAAGACCCUGACAUGGUGAAGGACAUUAUCAAUGAAGAGGAGGUUCAGUUUCUGAAGACUCUAAACAGAGGGCGUCGUAUCCUUGACAGGAAGAUUCAGAGCCUGGGAGACAAUAAGACCAUUCCUGGAGACACUGCCUGGCUAUUGUACGACACCUACGGUUUCCCCGUGGAUCUCACCGGGCUGAUUGCAGAGGAGAAAGGCUUGAAAGUUGACAUGGAGGGCUUUGAGGAGGAGAGGAAGGCUGCCCAGCUCAAAUCCCAGGGCAGGGGAGGUGGUGAUGAAGACCUCAUCAUGUUGGACAUCUACGCCAUUGAAGAGCUUCGGUCCAGGGGUCUGGAGGUUACGGAUGACUCUUUCAAGUACAACUACACGUCAGAUCCCAGUGGCACGUAUGAGUUUGACAGUCCUGUGGCUAUGGUGAAAGCCCUCCGCCGGGACAAGAUGUUUGUGGAAGAAGUGUCUACGGGCCAGGAAUGCGGGGUCAUCCUGGAUCAGACCUGCUUUUAUGCCGAGCAGGGAGGACAGAUCUACGACGAGGGUUAUCUGGUUAAGGAGGACGAAGGCAGUGAGGAUAAGACGGAGUUCACGGUGAAAAACGUACAAGUGCGUGGAGGCUACGUCCUCCACAUAGGCACAGUCUAUGGCAACCUCAGAGUUGGAGACACCGUUUGGCUGUAUGUGGAUGAGUCACGGCGAAGACCCGUCAUGAGCAACCACACGUCCACCCACAUUCUCAACUUUGCUUUGCGCGCUGUCCUGGGGGAGGCCGACCAGCGAGGGUCCUUGGUUGCCCCAGAUCGGCUGCGGUUUGACUUCACCGCCAAGGGAGCCAUGUCAACCAAGGAAAUCAAGAAGGCCGAAGAGAUUGCCAAUCGGAUGAUUCAGGAAGCCACGGUGGUAUAUGCCAAGGACUGCCCUCUGGCAGCAGCCAAAGCCAUCCAGGGUUUGCGAGCCGUCUUUGAUGAGACGUACCCUGACCCCGUUCGUGUCGUCUCGAUCGGCAUACCCGUGGAGGACAUGCUGGCCGACCCAUCCAGUGCUGCCGGCGCAGUCACAUCUGUUGAGUUCUGUGGUGGGACCCACUUGCAGAAUUCCAGCCACGCUGGUUCCUUUGUGAUUGUAUCGGAGGAAGCGAUUGCCAAAGGUAUCCGGAGGAUAGUGGCCGUAACUGGAGCAGAAGCCCAGAAGGCGCUGAGGAAAGCAGACAGCCUUAAGAAACUGCUCUCAGACCUGGAAGCUAAGGUGAAGGUGCAGACCGCUCCCAAUAAAGAAGUCCAGCGUGAGAUUGCGGACCUUGGUGAGACCCUGGCCAUGGCUGUCAUUCCUCAGUGGCAGAAGGAUGAGCUGAGAGAGGCCCUCAAAGCCCUGAAGAAGGUUAUGGACGAUCUGGAUCGCGCCAGCAAAGCCGACGUCCAGAAACGAGUUCUAGACAAGACGAAACAGCUCAUAGAGUCUCACCCCAACCAGCCGCUGGUCAUCCUGGAGAUGGAAAGUGGAGCUUCUGCUAAGGCGCUGAAUGAGUCCUUGAAGCUGUUUAAGGCUCACUCCCCCGAGACAGCCACCAUGCUUUUCACGGUGGAUAACGAAGCCGGCAAGAUCAUCUGCUUAUGCCAAGUUCCACAGGAGGUGGCCAGCAAAGGGCUGAAAGCCAGCGAGUGGGUGCAGCAGGUGUCAGGGCUGAUGGACGGGAAAGGGGGCGGCAAAGAUAUCUCUGCUCAGGCGACGGGCAAAAACGUCGACUGCCUCGAGGAAGCCCUGCAGGUGGCCACGGACUUUGCCAAGCUGAAGCUGGGAGAGCUGAAGAACUGACCUCAGUCCGGGCACGCGCCGAAGAAG